Molecule: messenger RNA, 8194 nt
Organism: Coturnix japonica (Japanese quail)
Lineage: Eukaryota; Metazoa; Chordata; Aves; Galliformes; Phasianidae
Source: RefSeq, a predicted model, not a curated record
ACUCCAUGUUCUGACACAAAACUCCCAGCAUGUUCCAAAGUCUGAUGUACUCUGGGGGUUUUAGUUUUCCUCUGCCCUUUGUUAUAGAGCCCCUUUUUCUAUUCACCCUUUGCUGAUGCAAACAGCACCAUUGCUUUCCAUCCCUUGCUGGUGAAGGCUAAUGGGAGUACUUAGGGAAUACAUGGAGGAGAUCACAAUACACAGCAUCGCUAAGGAAAGAUGGAAAGCGUUUGGAAUUCACAGUAUAUGAAAAUUGACCUUGUCUAUUUCUUAUGUUCUAUUUCUGCCACCUAAAGGCAGAAAAGAGUAUGAAUGGUUACUGAAAGAAAAUAAUCACUGCUAAGUGAAAACACACCCAUCUUUCAUCUAAAGAUUUCAAAGCCUUACAAGAACAGGACAUCACUUACCAGAGCAAGGAUUUCAGGGAGAUCCAAAUGACUCUGCUAUUACAAAGAUGAAUUCAUUUUGUUUUGCAACACAGUUCUGUCCUGAGGUGAGGUGAGUUCAUGCUUCAUCGUCAUCACCAUGACUAAGAGCUGUUCGGGUUCACUUGCACAGCACCAACCUCUUUCAUUAUAAGUUUGUUUCUUUCAGCCAUCAUCAGCACAGAUCCGAGAUGCAAUUACCCAGUGGCUUGUCUCAGCGUAGCAAAUUGGGUAUUCCUGUUUACUCUGAAAAUGUGAGACAGACUGGAUAGCAACAUCACAAAGCCGUUUCAGCGCUUGCGUGGAUACAAGCUUUUACAAGUACAUACAUCUGAAGUGCAGCGUAAUUUCAACUCUUCACUAAGAGCACCUCUGCAUCAGAGCAACAGUUCCCAUGAGAGACACUGAACAGAAGAAAUCCUGCACACAUUCUGCACUAGUUCUGAGUACGAGUACUUUCUAAAUUCCUGGACAUCCGUUAAGUCAAGGCCUACUUACAGAGUAAACUGUUCACCUUCAAAGAGAGUUACAUACAAAGACUGUGUUUUAUUUACAUUCUAAUCAGACAGUGAAAGCACAUGCAGGGAGAAGAGCCACGCUUGCUUUCUACAGCAGUGUAAAUUUAUCCCACCAUCUCCUGAUUCCUACAUAUUUAAAGUAGUAUUAAUAGACAAAAUCUUUGCAACAAAGGAUUUCUCAGGCAAGUUAACAGUUGGCAAAACAACAACAUCGAAAGGGAAAGACAGACAAGAACCUAACCCAGCAAAUGCUGUUAAAGUGGGUGUGUACGCUAAGGAGACAUGUAGCAACAAGGGAUGAAGGAAGCUACAGAGCAUUCACCCUGCAUCCAAACGUAUACAAGGAGCUGCACCCACUGGCAGCAUAACCUGAAAGUUUACAUGGAGAGAGGUUGGCAGAGCUGCCCAUCAUAAAUCAAUCAGAAAGGAACUGCUUUAAGUACAGUUAUUCACUUGGAACUUCCUGAUGUUGAUGGCCAUUUAUCUAAAAACACGGCAUAAGUACAUUCAGAAAGGGAAAAAAUGGCAAAGAUCCAGCAUGCUAUUUUUCCUAACGAGGAGGGGAAACAAGACAAGAAGUGCAAACCAAUCCUUCCUAAAGAGCAGGGCUGCUCGUAAGUAUGGCCGACCAAAGCUGUGUUUUGACCUCAUCUCCUUCCCCACAUGGCUACUGAAGACUUACCCAAAUUCUUAUACUUACGUCCUCCUCUUCAGUCCAUACUUCCUCAGUGCUUCACAUUUCCCCCUUUCUUAAAUAAACGGGACAGAAUAGGUUACAUCCUACAUCCUACAACUAUGGAAGAUGAUGAAAACCAUAUUUCCCAGCUAGGAAAUAUUUUUUCCAACCCAGGUUUGACUGGGCUGUAAGCUGAACAGUUCUGCCCCCAGCUGUGAGAAUCAAGAGGAACCAACUGAAGAAGUACUUACGGAUCCUAGAAAGCCUUCUUUAUAAUUUCUCUGCUCUCUAUGCAUGCUGAAACUUGCCUUAGAACAUGACCAGAGCCUUCUCAGUGAGUCCAAAUUCACAAUGGCGAGUGAGACAGGUCAGCCAUGCAGCUGUGAAUGGACAGCUGGUUUCCAGUUUGGGCUAGUUUUAGUAAUGUUUGUAGAAUAAGACUCAUAAAAGCUAUUUGAAUUUGCAAUGCUGAAGUGUUUGCAAAACAUAUCAGGUACCUGUUGAAUUUGGAAGCAAAAGAACCACAAGAUUCCCAGUUAAAUACAAAGCCUUGGAGACAGUUACUUGCAGGGGCCACAUUCCAAGGUUUCUGUUAUGCUGGUUAUGUAAAACUGCUUCUCUUUUCCUGGCUACAGGAAUAUGUUUUGGUCCUUUCCGUGUCAUAAAUCCAGGCUAAUUCCUGUCUUCACUGUGGAUGUAAUAUCAUGUUGGAAACAAGCACAAAAACUGUCCAGUGUAUGGAUUGGAGUAUGGAAGAGAAUAGGAAGAUGAGAAAUCUCCAGUAUGAUUUAGAACCCAGUAAAUGUAAUGAUUCAUCGCAGCAAUUUCCUGUUUGCAGUCAGCCAAAUUUUCCCACCUAUACAAGCGUUGAUCAGUUCUCUAGUGAGAACUGGGAAGGGAAAUACUUACUGAGGCACAGAAGAAUAUGUCUUUGGUUAAGAAUAAUUGUUACUCUUUGUGGCUGUCUCGUUGUUAGAGAGGUAAAUAAUCUUCCAACCCCUGAAAUAUCCUUUAACUGAUCACUUUCCUGGGGCAAACUGUUUACAGUCCACUAAGGAAGGGACUAGAACAAUGGUUCAUUACGUGUCCUUAAGGUUCCAAGACCUACAGAGAAGGAUGGAUUUCAAAGCAAUAAGAGCCUUGCUCUGUUAGCCCAGAUUAUGAGCAGCCAAGCAAAGAAAUGGGUCUGUUAGCCAUGCCUCCCCCUGUGUAAUCAUGUUUUAUGAUGCAGCAAUGCCACCAUAUUGGUACCUGACUCCACGCUCAUUUUACAAACACCAGACCUAGUUUUGAGCAUUGCCCGAAUAAUUCUGCCAAUAUUCCUAAGUCUGGAGUUGCAGCAGCACAGAGGAAAUGGAACACGAGAGUUGUGCAAGUCUGUAGGAAGAAAUCAGUACCCAAUUUAAACGAAAGCUGUUUGUAAUGCAGUUCUCAUAACUUGGUGCAGAAGGUCUGUCUGCUUCCUGGUCAGGCACAUAGAGGGUGAUUCCGCUUAGGAGUAAAGCUGGAGUGCUCUCCAAGACAUGGCUAAGGGAGCUGCUGCCAUGGAUGAGGUCUGCACCCUCCCAAACAAACCACUUGAGGGAAGUACCUGUUUCAGCUGAAGCAUCAUUGCCCUCUAGUAGGUGUGAGAACUGCAGGGUAUUUCCCAGGGACACGAGAGCAGAGUUUAAACCUGGCCCUGAGGUCUCCUUGUGACAAGGAAAUGGACUUCUGCAAGAAGAGGAUCCGUCCAAAUAGACUCUUAACGUGUCAGUAGUUGUGCCCAUCACUUACUUAAGCAUCCUUGCCAGAAAUGAAACAGGCAAAUCCUCACAGACAGAAACACCAAAAUCCCUAAUGGGGCAUGUCCUGAGAUUCUUUGAUGUAGAGCUGCUCUCUCUUCAUAGACUCGAAGCUACAUGGGGUGGGGGGGUGGGGGAGUGUUUCCUUAGCUGGAUCUUUGUGCUCAAGGGAAGAUGAUUUUGGCUUCUUGAAGGCUGUCAGUUCCAAUUCUGCAGAUUUGGAAAAACUGUUUGAUUUUUGUUUCUGACAAAGGAACCAACAGAACAUUUGCUUCUGGAUCCAGCACUCAGUUGCAGUCCACACUAUCAGUCCAUUCCUUUCCCUACCCAUGCUGUUUGCAGUAAAUCAAAUAGAUUUUCACGGUUUCUGCCUAAGGAAAUGCUCUUUUCUACUCGUGCUCAGUCUUUUCAUGGGAAAAGCCAUUUCUUCAUCGGCUGCUGCUGCUGAUCGUUGGGAAAGAGGGUGGGACCUCCGUGCUGACGUCCUUCGUGCCGCGCCUGACUAUAAAGAGCGAGGCAGCUCUGAGCCAAGAAACUCACAGGCAGUUUGCAGGGACUGCCUUCAUUCUGCAGCCACUGCAGCGUGCAACAGAAGAGGGAGUUGGGCCUACCCAUGAUGGGGAAUUAAAUACAACUAUCAUGUUCUCGAUGUGAAACUGGAUACUUGUUUCUUUUGCAGCUCUGGAAGGUUUUAUUCCCACCCUUCCUUUCUCAUCUCUCUUCUACGCACGCAGAAGUAAUGCUGCAAACAGCCUGCACGAGCCCUGAACUGCUGAUCAACCAGAACAUCACUGAAAAUGAAAGCUGUGGCUACAGCCCAGGCCAGGGAUCUCCACAGCCUGGGGAAACUGCCAGUCCCAAAAGGCAUUUUCAACAGAGCCCAUCGCUGCCAGACUCUGGAUUAACUGAACUUAAUGUUGCAAGCCCUGAGAUCUACCCAGCUCCUCCACAUAAACCUCCAGCGAUGUCUGCUCCCACUGACUCUACAGUGAGCUCGGAUCCCCCUCCUCGGAGGCGUUACAUGGGUGUGAGGGUGAAGAUGCCGGUGCGGGAGCUGCUGAGGAAGGUUCGGCUUUCCAGGGGGCUGCAGCCAGGUGCCAGCCAGGUAAGGGCUGUGGGAGGGCAGCCCUCGGAGCUGGGGCAGCAAGAAGCCACCCAUGAUCUGAAUAAUGCCCUGCAAUCCGUCCAAAGACUGAAGAAACAACAGCCCUUUGGCUAUUGCAACGCAGCCUUCCAAAAAGGCUGUGCCCCUGUCCUUGUGUGGCUGCUGCAAGUUGCGCGCUUGUGGAAAUUCAUUUGUGUGCAGUCUCUGCUGUGCAAAGUACACAGUGCAAAAUACAGUUCUCUUAGCUUAGUUCACACAGUUUGCCAUUAUUUCACCUUCUCACAUGAAAGCAUGUUAAAUGUAGUUUUGUUAUUAUUAUUAUUAUUUUUGUCUCCUCAGGAAGCCUCAUUAGUGAAGACGGCAAGCAAAGGAUCCUUAGGAAAAACAGAAAAGAGAAGAGUUCACCCUUAUACAGAGAAGCAGCUUAGACAGAGCAAGCAGAGCAUUGGGCAAACGCUAAAAGGCUUAGAGGACCUGGAUAUCCUGGUGGAGGUGCUGCAGGAAGACCUGAACAAAAGCCAGCUGAAGAAGGAAUCUCUGCAUGCUGUGCCCGAUGGCUUUUGGCAGAGCUACCCUGCAGAGCUGCAGGCCCCUUGGUGGGGAGCUGGAGGAAGCAAGCAGGCAGCUGGCAGCAUGCAGGAAAGGUGCCAAAGCUUCAUCAAGCCGCGUUCUCAUUGUUGCUUUACAGACUGCAGCUCGGCAUUGCAAGAGGAGGUAGAGAGCUCCUUUUGUGGUGGUCAGAAAGACACACAUGAGCCCGAUUCACCAGGAACAUUCUCAAGGACAAGGGAGAAAGACAGCAGCUGUUGGAUGCAGGGCAUGGGCAGCAGUGCCCAGAAGGACUGCUGGGCACAGAGUGCAUCUCCCUGCUUCGGCCCACCAGGAGCCCAUCCAGAGCCAUUUGUGGAGGCUGACAGUGACUCUUUGGGUUCCAGGGGAUGCUCGAGGCUGACUUCGAUUGCUUUCACGCAGCAGGAUCUCUCCGCCAUCUCUUUCUUCCAGUUCCAGCUACACAGGGAGGAAAGCUUGCUGAGGAGUAUUCCAGCAGACAAACUGCUUGCACCUGAUGAAAAUGGCAACAGGCUGCUGCACAAGGCUGUUGCUCAGGGAAGAAGAGCUCUGACUUACGCACUUGCACGGAGAUUUGCAUCCCUAAAUAAAAUUGAUGAGAAGGAUGCAGAGAAACGGACAGCGCUACAUCUUGCUGCAGAAAAGAACCAGCACCUGAUGGUCAGUGACCUUAUAUCCCUGGGGGCAAAUGUCAACGAGCAGGACGGGCUGGGGAAAACCCCACUCCACUUGUGUGCAGAGAAUGGAUACCUGCGGGUUUUAGAGGUUCUGAAAAACUGCAAGGACAGCGGGGUGUGUGUAGCAGUGAACCUGACGGACCACUGCGGUUUAACACCACUGCACUGUGCUGCUCUCGCCCACACCAUCUUAGCCAUGGAAUCUCAAAAAGCAGACAGCAACAGUGACUUGGGGAGGUUUCUCAAACUACGCAAGGACCAAAUUCUCGAGGGAAUUAACUGCUUAUUGCACAUGGGAGGAAAACUGGAGCUGCAGGUCCUACAUUCAUGUCAGGCUACUGCUCCCUAUUUAAAAAUUGAAGAGAACACUGAGCUGAUGUGUUUGCUCCAGAGUCAUAAACCCAAAGGACCGGACAUUCUUCAAGAGAGUAAUAGUUUGCUGGAAGCUCCAGGAGUGCCACGUCCCUCACCAGCAGAUAACUUCUCUGAACUUCUGUCCGUUUCACCUUUGGACUUUGUUGACAUCAUUCUUAAAGGGAAAUGCUGAUAAGGCUCAUUAUCUGCAUCUCGUGGUCCGUGCGCUGCAGCUGUUGCCGAAGAAUAGGCCAAGAACAGACAGUAAAAGUCUUCAAAAGUAUUACAGCUUGGACUGACUGUUGAAAAUAUCUCCUCAGUACCCAGCAUUAAAAAGUAAACUGUCCAGGGCAAAUCCUCAAGCCAGAUGACAACAGAAUUAGGCGCUCAGUGUUAGAUGCUCCAGUCAAUGAAUCGGUCUUAAUUUUCUUUCUGAGCGCUAGCACUGCUUUUUGGAGGUCCAUUGGAACCACAGGUGUUCUACUUUCCCAACAUCUGACUUUUUUUUAUGCAGCUGCCAAUGGUUAAGAGGAAAACCUUAGAUUUUAGCCCUUGAGAGCUUAGUCCUGAUGGUACCAAUGCAGUGUGAACUUGAUGGCACUGGAAAAAGGUAGUAACAAAAUCCACCCCUCCAAAAAAAAACAAAAAAAACCCAAAAACUGAAGCACAACACACAGCUACGCUGUUACUGAGCGUGUUUUUUCAACAAAAGUCGAGCUGAUUAUCUAUGCAAUCAGAAUUUGCCACCAGGAAUGGACUUGAGGUGAAGUCUGGGAUGUAAAGCAUUUUGAAUCAGUUUAUUUGUGAUGAUCUAACAGAGGAAUACAACCUUUAUAGAACGCGGGUCUGUAAGAAUACUUCACAGCAAUAAGCUGUUAUACCGAGCAGCUUUGCUUAACGUAUUUUCAACUGCCAGAUGCUGAAGUAUUCAACAUGAUUCCUAGAAAUAAGGUAAUUAAUAUAAAACAAAUUCUCUUCCCAGAUGUAAUAUCAUUUAAUUCUAAUUUCUGAUUGUGAAUUAGCUGGUUUCUAUGAAACUUCCCUGUUUGCUACGUAUGGAGCAAUCUACGUUUUCCUAGCUACAAAAUGAUUGAUCCAGCAAUCAACUCAUGAAUGUACCUCCCAUUGAAGUCAAUCGGGAGACUUUUCACGUCUAACAUUGCAGGAUCCAGCACUGAGUACUCAGCAUGCUUGGGGAACUGAUCUUUAAUGAUCCCUCUGAAUUUUCUCCUCAAAAAGUUUCUUUGAUUUCUUCUUGGAUAUCCCUAAGUGUUAAGCUCCAAGAGCUACAUUGCAUGACAUGAAGCAAGUUUUACUGACAAGUGACAGUGUUUAACUUAACUCCAGUGGGAUUUUGGCCCCAUCUUGUGUUCCUCCUGUUCUAACUGCUGAUCAGGGUUGCAUUCAUCAAUGUUCAUAUUCUUGGGUCUGAAUGAGACCUACAUCAAGAUUCUUAUGCGUAUCUUACAAUUCUGUGUUGCUAUUCACAUAAUGGUUUGCAAAGCACUGGAGGAUCCCAUCGGUGUUCUACGUGUUUUAAUCCUUUCCCCUUUUGGGUUUCACAUGGAAAUACAAAGAUUUUCCUCUUGUGCUUUGAGGUGAAGAUCCCCACUAUUACCCCUCCAUUACCACUCAUUCCUCCUUCGUGUUGGCAUUUUAACUCACAUCUGAGCUCACAGCCUUUUCUCAUGUGAAGAGAAUUAAUGAGGAUCUUCUAAGUGGUUCAGCUUCCAUCGGUGGGAUUUAAGGAUCAGACCCCACACUCACUGAAACUGAAGAACUCUCAUGUUAAGUGAAGAAUGAAGCUGUACAGUGAACACAGAAGAACAUCAAUAAGCAUUAUUAUCAAUAACAAUUCUUUUAAUGGGAUAUCUUUAAAAGGUGUAGAAAUCUACUGUAUAAGAAUUCAGCUUUAAUCAAGGAGGACAGGAGCCUUAACCUAUCAUUUAUUCAACACAUGCUAAACUGAACUAGCCUAUGAAAUAUAUUCUAUGAGUUAUAUCUUAAUUGCAUUACCAUUAGUAGGCGUGCUUUACGUUGCUUCAUUGUUCCUUCCUGUCAAUAAAUACGUGAUUUCAUGCUGAA